Molecule: messenger RNA, 213 nt
Organism: Geodia barretti
Lineage: Eukaryota; Metazoa; Porifera; Demospongiae; Tetractinellida; Geodiidae
Source: the annotation of a GenBank genome assembly
AUGGACCGCGUGAUGGAAUUCGCGGAAACCGUUGCAAUGCGGUCCCGCCGCACGGCGGCCCGGCUGAAGGAUGCGGUCUACCGCGGUAUCGAGAAAACGCUCGACGAGGGGCUUGAGAUAGAGCGCGCCCAUAUCGUCGAGAUGCUGAAAUCCGACGACUACAAGGAGGGGCUCACCGCCUUCGCGGAACGCCGCCAACCCGUAUUCGACUGA